GCGUCACUUCCUGCGGGUGUGAUCGCCGUGGCUCUGCUUUGUAUGGAAGUGGUGGGGGACUUUUGACAGCGGCAGCGCUGUGGGGAAACAAACAAGGACGCGGUCGGCGGGUCGGCGGCUCUUCUUCACCACCACCCUCCUCCUCCUCCUCCUCGCUCCUCUCUCGAUCUGGCACCGAAGACUCCCGGGGACAUGGCGGCUUCGGAUCGGGCUGUUCAUGGGAAGUCUGAGGAUUGAAAGUGGCGGCCGCCUGCUCCGCCACCGCAAUGGUCGACAUGGAGAGCCACUACCAUCCCCCUUCUCCCCUGGAGGACUCGGUGCUGGGCAGCCCCCUGUGCACCGAUGACGACUUCAUGGAAGGCAUGGAGGAGCUCCAGGACAUCUCCCAGUCCAUUGACAAUGAUGCCCUCAGCUCCUUCGAUGUCCCUGAAUACCAGUCCUCCAGCAAUGGCUCGGAAGGGUCCACUGUCCUAGAUGCCCUGACGCCGGCGUCCAGCCCCUCGUCGGUUGUUUACGGGAUGUCAUUGGGCCAAGAGGAGUUCUCGUCUACCUCCUCAUCGCUCAGUCUGGAGUGUCGAGUGUGUGCUGACCGCGCCUCGGGCUACCACUACGGAGUCCACGCCUGCGAGGGCUGCAAGGGUUUUUUCCGGCGGACCAUCCGUCUGAAGCUGGAGUACGACAAGUGUGAGCGCCGCUGCAAGAUCCAAAAGAAGAACCGCAACAAGUGCCAAUACUGCCGCUUCCAGAAGUGCCUGUCAGUGGGCAUGUCCCACAAUGCCAUCCGUUUUGGUCGGAUGCCUCAGUCGGAGAAGCUAAAGCUGAAGGCGGAGAUGGUGACGGGGGACAGAGAGGUGGGAGACCCUCAGGUCGCUGACCAGAAGACGCUGGCCAGGCAGAUUUACGAGGCCUACCUCAAGAACUUCAACAUGAACAAGGCCAAGGCUCGAACCAUUCUCACCGGAAAGACCAGCACCCCUCCGUUCGUCAUCCAUGACAUGGAGACCCUCCAGCUGGCAGAGCAGACGCUGGUGGCCAAGAUGGUCGGCUCUGUGGGAUCGAUAAAGGACAGGGAGGCAGAGGUUCGGAUUUUCCACUGCUGCCAGUGCACGUCGGUGGAGACCGUCACGGAGCUCACAGAGUUUGCAAAGUCCGUCCCCGGGUUCUCAAGCUUGGACCUCAACGAUCAGGUGACUCUUUUGAAAUACGGAGUGUACGAGGCUCUCUUCGCCAUGCUCGCCUCCAGCAUGAACAAGGACGGCCUCCUGGUGGCGUAUGGCUCAGGCUUCAUCACGCGGGAAUUCCUCAAGAGCCUGCGGCGACCGUUCAGCGACAUGAUGGAGCCAAAGUUCCAGUUUGCCAUGAAGUUCAACGGGCUGGAGCUGGACGACAGUGACCUGGCUCUGUUCGUGGCUGCUAUCAUCUGCUGUGGAGACCGACCGGGCCUGGUGAACGUGGAGCACAUCGAGCGGAUGCAGGAAAGCAUUGUGCAGGUGCUGCAGCUCCACCUGCUGUCCAAUCACCCAGAUGACACUUUCCUCUUCCCCAGGCUGCUGCAGAAACUCGCCGACCUCCGGCAGCUCGUCACUGAGCACGCACAGCUAGUGCAGGAGAUCAAAAAGACAGAGGACACGUCGCUGCACCCGCUCCUGCAGGAGAUCUACAGAGACAUGUACUGAAGUUCGUGGAGGAGUAAUCCAGGAGAGGCACUUUGCAAACCAUCUCUGUUGUUUUCAGGGACAGAAGAAGAAGUCCUCCAUAAGCUAGGGUUGAACCACUUACACCUUCCUAAUGCAGCAGGAGUUAGUUUUGGUCAGCACAAGAGCUCCUGUCCAGGUCCAAGCGAGAAGUCUCGAUUCUCUCGGUUGGGCACAGUGCUCUCCACUCCCAGGCAGAACAGUUGUGAUGUCCAGCUGAUCGAGCCCCUGUCUAGACACCGGUGUAUGCAACCUCUGACCAAAACGCUAAACUAAAAUCUUUAACGAGAUCUCCAUGGUCAUAUCCACAUCCUGAACCAUAAGAGAUGACAGGAGGUGAACCUGAUAGCAGCCACUCUGGUAGAAUGUUUGACAGUAGAUUUAUGUACUGAUGUCAAAGAGCCAUAAACCUUCACAGUGAACAGCACCCAAAUGACACCUGUGACAGCAGCAACGUUAAAACAGAGAUGAGACAGUUUUCAGUCAAGGCAGCUCCUGACAAAUUUACUACAAAGUAUUAUGGUCAUAUACAGAGACACAGAGAUUUCAAGAGUAAUGUCAUGGUAAUACAAGAAUACAUUUGUGACUGAGAAAAAAGUCCUCAGUAUUAGGAGAAUAAAGAAGUCAUGAUUUGGGGGAAAUAAGCAGCAAAGAGAACCCACACUCGCUGUAGUUCCACGAAACCUCUUUGAAUAUGAUGCAGAUGUAACAAACGAUAACUUCACUCGACCGCUACCUAACGUUUCCUCCUCGCAACUUUCUCCAAGUCCGUCUGGUUCUUUCUUCAGAAUAAAAAAUAAUGACUUGCACAAUACCAAGUCCUGAUACUUAUGGUAAUGUGGUGCUGAUGAGCCAAACUAAUUUAUUUUUAUUUUUAUUUGUAAAACCAUUUUAGUGCAGGUUAAUCUUCUGAUUCCCCUUCUAACAUGACACAUAGCCUAAAAUAAUGACUUUAUUCUCAUAAUAUUAUGACUUUAUUCAAGAAAAAUUACAACUUUACUCUCGGAAAUUUACAAAACUUUUUUCCUCAUUAAAUUAUGACUUUAUUCUCGUAAUAUAAUGACUAUCUUGUAAAAUUUUGACUUUUUUCCUCGUAACAUUAUGACUCUAUUCUUGAAAUCUCCGAUUUUUUAUUUCCUUUAAGUGGCCCCAAUAAUGCGUCGAACAAAUUACCUACAGGUGAAGGAUGGUUAUCCAAUCACAAGCCCUCCAGCAAGUUUUUAUAGUCAGAGACACAACUGUCACGAGGCUCCUGAAAAUAAACAUGUAUUAGUACUUUAAGUCCUCAAAGCCAUACUUUGUUUAUAACGAUGGUGGAAAUGAUCCUCGUUCUUCGUAUUGUUUUCUCCUUGUAACAACACAGCCUCACGACUCGGUAUGGAUUAUCAUCACUUACACUUCGAUUCCACAAACUGAUCACGCAAUAGUGUUUUUACACUUUAGAAUAGAGAAGCAGAAUCUUACAAGUUUAUGAAGAGAAAAGGUUUUGCAGACUGAAAUGACCACAGGUGCAGAUUCACUGUGCACAUGUCCCAUGAUGCACAUCUGAAGCACAAACACACCUGUGAUGUGUCAAUGUAAUAUUUUAUACUGGACCUCUGUUCCCUGCCUGUUUGGCAAAACCCACGCACAGACGUUUGGCACUCCAUCCUGUUCUGUGUCCUGGUAUUCAAGGGCUAACACCGAGAUAAACCGCAUUACAACCUUAAUACAGGCAGGGACGGAUUUGCAGAGAAUUAAUUCAUCUGUUUCUUAAUUUCUCAUUUGUUAAAGUCCUGUUCCACAAAAUUACGUCUCAUUAUUAUUAUUUUUGUCUCACUCCUCUCUCUACUUCUACUGUGUUUGACUGGCUGUGUUUGGUCCUCAUAAUGUGCAGUUGAUUGAGAUUCGAAGGGGUCAUCUGUGCGCAUAGAAGAGAAGAGUGAUAGUAUGCUGAAGUUUUUCAUCAUCAGAAAAGAGUCGUGAGAAAUGUUCUGUGUUGGUCAUUUACGGCAAACAGUCAAACCAAAAGACAAACAUGUGUCCAUCUGCUCUUAUUCGACUCAGAUGGUAAGAUGAAGCCAGUCAGACAACAUGGGUUAUUUUUCAGAAUAAGACAAGUAUAAAAACUGUACUGUAAAGAUGGAUGGACCAAAUACAUUUCCAUAUGGUAUCAUUUAGAUGUUUUCUUUGUGUCCUCCAUCUGUUCUGAUGAACUGUGCAUUUGAAAAGGCCACUCCUCUGUGUUGUCAUGUCGCAUUUUGUGAAAAAAAACAAGUGAAUAAGUUGAAAAUGCUCUAGAGAUGACUUUCCCUGAAGGAAUGUUGAUGGUGGAAACCUGCAUGUGUAAUAGUUUGGAUAAUAUAGAGUAUAUGUGGACCUGUGAGCGAAUGCUCUCCCCUCCUCAUCUGCUUCUUAUCCAACCAAAAUCUCCUUAUAUCACCAUGAAUUGAUUUGAAAUUCAGUCACGAGAAACAGACCUUGUUUAUAAUCGCAAAAUCUGUAAAUAGCUGAAACGAUCACGCCGCCCCCUCGCCCUCAGCUUUUUAACCCUUGAGGUAUACAAGGUACUAAUGAUGAUCAACUUUUGUAUCCCUCAGUUUGGUAUAAAUACUUUUAAAUGUUUUUUAAAAAUUUACUAUAAAUGUGGUCACGUACUGUAUUGUUUAUUCGCUUAAAUGCCACAUUAAUUGUGUUUUCGAUGAUUGAAUUGGAUCAUAUUUUUAUACUAAAGUAAAAAUGUACUGUAUAUGUCUAAAUCAGAUUAUUGUUUAUUUGAGACGGCACGGUUUGAAGCGUGCGGUGUAAAUAGAUUUGAGGGUGAUAGGGCGACUGGUAAUCUGAAUACCCACAGAUCUGAAUCCCAUCGGGGGACAUUCCUAUUAAUUAAUCGUUGAUUUCUAGAAAAAUGCAUUCAGUUCAUUUCAGCUGCACUUCAUUUAUCUGUUCAAUUAAGCGCUUAUGAGAGAAAGUGAAAGCACACGGGGAUGUGCACGGCCACAUGAGCUCACGACUGAUUCAAACUUGACCGCUGAAUAAGACAUUUAUCUUUUGAAAGGUCAAAAUACGACUCCGCACUGAUCACACAAUACUAGUCUCCUCCUUUUAUACUCAGGUUGCAUUAAAAUACAAACGGGGUGAUUGAGAUAUGCACAGAAUUUCAUUGUUGUUAUCAGAAAUUCUCCAUAGUUGCCUCUUCAUAUUGAACAAACCUGUAUUUUGUGCUCCCACGUCUCUGUUGGUCAAACAGAGAAAGCGAAGGCACUCACAGUUUGCCAUCACGUUAUUACAGUGAUGACGAUGCAGUAAUGAAAAUGCAGUAUAUUGUUGUUUUAUAAUUCUCCUUUUGCCACACGUUUUUUUUUUUUUUUCCCUGACUCUUCUCCCAUCACACGCUGCUAUAAUGUAUGAACUCGCGUUAACAUUUCUUAAGCCAUGAGUAGAUUAAAGACACUUCAAAGUCCUUCUUACUUUAAAUAUAUAUAUAUUUUCUCAGAAUGUCAGUCCCAUGUGCAGAUUUCAUCGAACGCAGCUUGGUUUAUAAUUCCCCUCGCACACUCCAGCGGAUUUGGGAAUGUACUUGGGGAUUAACCACAAACAACCUGUGCCUUAACGUGUGUGCCCAUGCCAUACAACACUAGAGAUUCAGAAAACAAACACAAAAAGACUUGACUCGUGCACACACACACUUUUAGAAAACUGUUUGUAAACUGUUGAGAUUCAGCGACACAGUACGGGGGGGUGGUGGGGCCACACAUACAGGAGAUUAUGUCGAGGCAGAUUUUAAGAGAAUAUCCUCCACGGUGAAAUCGGAGCUCAAAAGUGAAACUGAAGCUUUGUUUUACAGUAACAAUGAAGGAUUUGCUUUAAUGAAUGGUCAGACUUACAGAGGUAAAAGGUUUAAACCCAUAAUGGUUGAAACACUAGAGCCAGGCCCUUGAGGAGAGGUCGUGUAAAUGUGUGAUGUCUGCUUACCCUUAGGAAUGCCUGUUUUGUGUUGAAAUGACAAGGGACGUUUUUUAAUUUUUUUACUUGUAUCAGGGAAACCUAGUCUUCCUUUGUUGAACUAGCUCAGGACAUAGAAAAGGUACUGUUCUUCCUUCUCUAGCUCUCUCGCUUAUUCUCUCAGAGAUAAGUGUCUAGUGCUCUGCCUUACAGCACAAACACCCACAAUAGUGAUUCAUUUGACUUUAUUUUUAUUUCUCCAAAACUGACCGAAAAAUAAAGAAAUAAAUGAGUUACCGCAGGGGCAGCAGUCAUAAGAAUUAGAUGUUUGAUUUGAUUUUUCAUUAGAUUUUUCCUGAAUUUCUUGGAGUUUGUUUUUGUGGCUAUAGUGUCAUGCAAAGAGAAAACGGAGACUGUCUAUGGAUGUGUUCUUAAUGUGUACUGUGGCUUGGUAACAAUACUGUAAAUGCUUGAUGAAUGUAUAUCUAGUCAUUUAAACAAUGAAACAAGUUGUCAUUGACCGGGUGUCAAAAUAAAAUGAUUUUGAAAUUC
This is a messenger RNA of Hippoglossus stenolepis (Pacific halibut), 6170 nucleotides long. RefSeq names its product peroxisome proliferator-activated receptor alpha b (gene pparab). Gene Ontology annotation, biological process: negative regulation of transcription by RNA polymerase II; positive regulation of transcription by RNA polymerase II; regulation of lipid metabolic process. The transcript is spliced from 7 exons. NCBI's taxonomy places the organism in Eukaryota, Metazoa, Chordata, Actinopteri, Pleuronectiformes, Pleuronectidae. Gene Ontology annotation, cellular component: nucleus. Gene Ontology annotation, molecular function: nuclear receptor activity; RNA polymerase II cis-regulatory region sequence-specific DNA binding; zinc ion binding. Bases 267 to 1676 code for a protein of 469 amino acids. The record is from RefSeq and is a predicted model, not a curated record.